This is a messenger RNA of Argiope bruennichi, 1575 nucleotides long. RefSeq names its product SEC14-like protein 2. The transcript has 13 exons. The coding region runs from base 216 to 1409 and encodes 397 amino acids. Lineage: Eukaryota; Metazoa; Arthropoda; Arachnida; Araneae; Araneidae. The record is from RefSeq and is a predicted model, not a curated record. Gene Ontology annotation, cellular component: cytoplasm.
CUACUACAGGUUGCUGCCCUAUUUCCACAAAGGAAAAGAAAAACCACAAAAACAAAAUAAAAACGUAGAAAAGAGGGAGCUACUCACAUUUUUAUUCAAUAACCGCGGAGAACUUUGAUCUUAUUUCUUUCACUCUCUGGUCUUCAUAUCUGAAGUGGGCGAAAACUUGAUCUUGAAUAUUGGCACAAUAAUCUAGAAGAGAUUAAAUAAAGAAAAUGACUGAAACAGAAGAUUAUUCACCUUCAGAAAAGGAAGCCAUUGAAAAGUUGAGAAAAAAGGUAUCGAAGGAUCUUGACAAAGAUCUGUAUGAAGAUAGUCAUCAACUAUAUCUGAUGUUGAAAGCUCAAGAUUUCGACUUGAAUAAUGCUGAAAAUAUGCUUACACAGAUUUUGAAAUGGAGACGGAAGCUACAAAUGGAAAAGAUUUUCGAUUAUAAACCACCAGAGGUAAUUGAGAAUUAUGUCAAGAAACAUAAGAUUGGAAUGGCCAAAGACGGUUCAUCUGUUCAUUAUUUGCCGAUUGGAAAAUAUGAUAGCAAAGGUAUUUAUAUGUCAGUAAAGAUAAUUGAUUUAGAAAAGGUAUUUGCAAAAAUAGUAGAAGAGAUUCUACAGAUUCUAAGAAAACAGAAGAAAAUGCCAAGGGGUUCAUAUCCUAAUAUGAUUUUAAUUUUUGACAUGGAUCAACUGACAUUUGCGAAUGCAACAGAUAAAAAAGGACUUGAAUAUCUAAUUCGAAUUUUAAAAGUUUGUCAAGAUUAUUAUCCCGGAAUCAUAAAAACUAUUUAUAUUAUCAACGUUUCUUCUUAUUUCAUGAUUCCCCUCUCAAUCGUGAAAACUUAUCUUUCAAGCUCUUUUAUCAGUUUAGCACAACUUUAUGGAACUGAUGGUUGGAAGGAGGAAUUAUUGAAAGAAAUUGAUGCUGAUCAGCUCCCUGCCUUUUUAGGAGGAACAAAAACAGAUCCUGACGGAAAUCCUCUCUGUAAAACCUUAAUUAGCCAAGCAGGAAAAAUAGACGAGAAAUAUUAUAUCCACAAAUCGAAGAAUCCUUUAUCGAGCGCGCCAGAUGUCAAGAAAAUUGUUCUUGCAAGAGCCUCUUUUUCAGAAAUCGAACUAGAUGUCGAAGAAGAUGGUUCUUUUAUUGAAUGGGAAUUCGAAACGAAGACCAGAGAUAUCGGCUUCGGUCUUUUCUACAAGGAAAUUGUAGAUGGCGAAGAGAAAAUAACAGAACUGGUACCUUUACUGAGAAUUAACACAGAAGAUUACUCUGAAACUGGGGUAUACAAAUGUGAAAAAGCCGGAACAUAUAUAGUUCUGUUUGACAACUCAUAUAGUUGGAUCAGAUCGAAGGAAGUCUACUAUCGAGUAAAAGUUGUGAGUCCCAAACAACUUGCAGUUGAAAUGCAGAACUGAAAACUUUGUCAAGAAUCAGCAAUUAAACAACAUUUAUGGUUCAAGGAACUUUUAUUUUUUCAUGUUUUGAAAUGUUUUUAUGUUUUUUUUUUAAAAUGUUUUCUGCUCUACUAAAAUUGCCAAUGUAGUUCACAAAGUGUUUUAAUAAAAUGUUGCUUUUUUUAAA